This is a messenger RNA of Didymodactylos carnosus, 1806 nucleotides long. The record is from the annotation of a GenBank genome assembly. Lineage: Eukaryota; Metazoa; Rotifera; Eurotatoria; Philodinida; Philodinidae.
AUGUUCAAUUUUUGUUCAAAACAAUUCAAACCAAUAAUCGAAUGUCACCAAUUACAAUUAGAUGGUUUCAGUGCAACCAAUCUCUUGCAAGAUUUUAUGGAUAACAAUGGAUUUAUGAUCGAAACAUUUCAACGUCCUCCAAUCGAUAUCAUCCUUUAUUUACCAUUUAAUAUCGACAUCAAACGAAUUUGCAUUGGAAAUACCAUUGGAAAUCAUCGUUCAACACACAUCGAUAUCAAUGUUAAUCGUGAUCAAGUAGAUAAUAAUUCCUCUUGGUUAAUUAAUAAGACAUGUCCGUAUAAUAUUAAUAAAAGACAACUUGUAUUUCAUCGUAUAGCCAAUAUUUUUAAUGAAAAUGAGCAAAUAAGACGUAUCGAGAUAACUGAGCAUUCGAGUAAAGAUGAGGACACACUUGACAAUAAUUUGACGUUUAAAUGCAAAUUUUUAUCAAAUUUAUAUUUGAAUAAUUGUAGUAAAAUAAAACUUUCAAUUAAGCGUACAUUUCGUUGUUCUACAGCUGUAUUAAAAUAUCUUGAAAUUUGGGGAACAUUAUCGUUAUCAAUUUCAAUCGACAUUUUGAACGAAAUCAAGAAAUUAAUGCCAGAAGAAAAAAAUACCCAAGUCAACAAAACUGAUCAGAAGAACAGUCAAUCGUCAAUAAGUACAACACCUGAAGUACCACGAGAAUUCAUUGAUCCACUAACAUGCAAUCUCAUGACAGUACCAGUUAUUUUACCAAGUGGGAUAAUAAUCGAUAGAUCUACGCUGGAAAAAUGUAUUAAUGAAGAUCGAUUAUGGGCUCGUACACCAAAAGAUCCAUUUACUCAAAAACCAUUUACGUCGGUAACACAACCGGUCGUAGCACAACAACUCAAAACUCGUAUCGAUACAUUUUUAACAAAUAACUCGAAUUGUUCAUCGUUGAAAAACAUACCACGUUUAUUAGAUGCUAGUAAACCAUGUAGAGAACCGGAUAUUUCAUUAUUUCCUUUUUCCAAAUCUUCACCAAGUACAAAUGGUUUAUUAAAGCGUCGACGAGAUAAUUAUGAUACAUUGCAUGAGACAUCAAAGCUAAAACUGGAUGAUCCAGCAACAACCAAUAAUUUUCAUGAACCACGUGUAAAACAAAGUGGCGUAUUGUAUAGAAACGAUAUUAGCGAUUAUUGUGAUAAAAAUGUUAGAAAACCGAACGAACUUGAAUCAAUUUCUGAUCUUAUACCAGAUGUUUAUGAAGGUGGUGCAAAAAUUUGGGAAUGUAGUCACGAUUUAACAUUAUUUAUUGACGAUAAUUAUGAACGAUGGAUAGAGAAUGGCUAUCGAACCGUACUGGAAGUUGGUUGUGGUCAUGCGUUACCUGCAAUACAAUUAAUCAAACACAAUUUCGAUGUUGAUCUUCAAGAUUUUAAUCGUGAAGUACUUGAGCAAAUUACAUUGAACAAUGUUAAAAAGGCUGUAAAUGAAAAAUAUUCUUAUAAUAAUCGUUUAUUUUUUGGUGAUUGGACUGAUCUAUUAGAAUUUAUACCAUCUAAGCACUAUGAUAUUAUUAUUACAUCCGAGACAAUUUACAGUAUAACAUCGUAUAAAAAAUUAAUCGAUUUAUUUGAUCAUACUUUAACAUAUAAUGGUGUUAUUUAUGUGGCUGCUAAAGUGCAUUAUUUUGGUGUCGAAGGCAAUAUUAACUUAUUCAAAGACUUUGUUUUGAAAACAAAGCGUUUUGAUGUUGCUGUUGAGAAGACAAUUGAUGCAAAUGUAAAACGUCAGUUAUUGCGAAUUACGCGUCAAACAUCAACAUCUGUAGAAUACUGA